AUGCAACCAUCUAAACUGCAAGAUCAUCUGAGAAGAUGCCACCCUGAUAAAACAGAGAAAGAUUUGAAAUACUUUCAAACACUCAAAGAUAAAUUUCAGAAGAGACCUACACUGGACAGAAUGUUCGCUUCAACGUCACAAAGAAAUGAUGAUGGUUUGCGGGCGUCUUACAAUAUCUCGUUACUUAUAGCAAAAUCCGGAAAACCGCAUACUAUCGGAGAGAAGUUAAUUUUGCCAGCCGUUGAAGAGGUUUUAAAAACUGUUUUACACAAACCUGCAUCUGAUAUCAUUAAAAGAAUUCCCUUAAGCAACAAUACUGUUGAAAGACGUAUUGAUGAAAUGGGUUCUGAUAUUGAAAGCUUCUUAUGUAAUUAUUUGCAAACGACCCAUUUCUCUAUACAACUGGACGAGUCAACUUUAGCUGAUAAUGCAGCAUUAUUAUUGGCAUAUGUUCGUUUUAUUAUGAAUCAAGAAAUCUUCGCAAGAACUUUGAUAACCGACACUAAAGGUGAAUCAAUAUUUCAUGUUUUGAAGGAUUACUUCAUUGAAAAAGCAAUUCCUUUAUCAAAUAUAAUAUCAGUAGCUACAGAUGGAGCACCUGCCAUGACUAUUUUAGAAUUUGUGGAUACUAAAGAUAAAAUUUUAAAAGAAAAUUUAAUGAAGAGGAAAACAGACAUCGCCUAUUUAACAGAUGUGUUUACAAAAUUUAAUAUGGUUAAUUUGCAAUUACAAGACGACAGUUUAAAUUUGAUUAAAACAAAGUCCAUCUUAUCAGCGUUUCUUGCCAGAGUUAAACUAAUGAAGCAAAAUAUUGGACGGGGCGAAUUUUCUCAGUUCCCCAAUUUGUCACAGACAAGCUGCCAGGAAGCCGACGUUUCAACUUACGUUCAACACUUAAAUGCCCUCUAUUCAGAUUUUGAAUCUAGGUUUGAGGAUAUUUUGACUAUUGUAAUACCACCGUGGAUAAUUAAUCCAUAUGGUGACAUAGAAGAAACGAAUGUCAUAAUACAAGAGGAACUGGCUGAACUAAGUACAAACGAAGAACUUAAGGUUCAGUUUAAAAACGGAUAUCAGCAAUUCUGGAUGCAAAACAACAUACCCGUUACUUAUCCCAAGAAACCUACACUGGACAGAAUGUUCGCAUCGACGUCACAAAGAAAUGAUGAUGGUUUGCGGGCGUCUUACAAUAUCUCGUUACUUAUAGCAAAAUCCGGAGAACCGCAUACUAUCGGAGAGAAGUUAAUUUUGCCAGCCGUUGAAGAGGUUUUAAAAACUGUUUUACACAAACCUGCAUCUGAUAUCAUUAAAAGAAUUCCCUUAAGCAACAAUACUGUUGAAAGACGUAUUGAUGAAAUGAGUUCUGAUAUUGAAAGCUUCUUAUGUAAUUAUUUGAAAACGACCCAUUUCUCUAUACAACUGGACGAGUCAACUUUACCUGAUGAUGCAGCAUUAUUAUUGGCAUAUGUUCGUUUUAUUAUGAAUCAAGAAAUCUACGAAGAACAGCUCUUCGCAAGAACUUUGAUAACCGACACUAAAGAUUUUGAAUCUAGGUUUGAGGAUAUUUUGACUAUGGUAAUACCACCGUGGAUAAUUAAUCCAUAUGGUGACAUAGAAGAAACGAAUGCCAUAAUACAAGAGGAACUGACUGAACUAAGUACCAACGAAGAACUUAAGGUUCAGUUUAAAAACGGAUAUCAGCAAUUCUGGCUGCAAAACAACAUACCCGUUACUUACCCCAAUUUUUCGGGGGGAUUGAACCCCGAAAACCCGCUGGCUACGCCCAUGACAAAGUUAAAAACGGUUAAUGUUAUUGAUCAAUUGAAGAUACGUACAACUUUUUGUUGCGUGUACACUAAACCAAAACUCAACAGCAAUUCUUAG
Messenger RNA from Acanthoscelides obtectus, 1881 nucleotides. NCBI's taxonomy places the organism in Eukaryota, Metazoa, Arthropoda, Insecta, Coleoptera, Chrysomelidae. The record is from the annotation of a GenBank genome assembly.